ACAAUGAUUUCGAGCAGACGGACUAGAUAUAAGGAGUACUUAGAACCUGACUCAGAUGAACAAAUUCCAUCCUCUUCUUGGUAGAGGCAUAAAAAGCGAUUCACAGAAAAGGAAGCAGUUGAUCCCCCACUUGAUGUUCAAAACAAUAAAGAUAAUGUGAUGCUAAAACAUCAAUAGAAUGAGAUGGAUGAACAACAAGAGAAUCAGAUGAACGAAGGAGGCGAUCUGAUGGAACCAGACAACCCAAAUAUUGCAAUGGAUACGGAUAAGGUUUCCGAAAAUUUCAACAGUUUGGAGAGCUUCCACUCUACUGGACAGACCUCAAUACUGAAUUUUGCGACGUUUGAAUCUGAAGAAAAAAGUGGAGAAGAUGGGCACGUUUACAGUGUUGUUCGUUCCUUGGCAGAAGAAAUUGAUUUUAUUAAAAUUAGGACAGAGCACUUAGUUCAGGGAGAAAAUCAAAACGUGGAUGAUUAUUUUAUGGACGUGAUCGAUGAUCAAGAUGAUGAUGAUUUUUACAAAGAUACCAUCGAAGACAAAGAUUACCCACCAAAAAAUGAAGAAGACGAAGAAAUUUUAUCGCCAAAAAGUUUUAAUUCUCUUCAAGAUGCGAUAAGCAGCGAAGCUUUUCGGAAAACAAUCAAUGUGCCUGUAAACAAAACUGUAGGUGAAGUAAUCUUUAUGAUUCUAAAGUUUGUCUUAGUACAUGCGCUUUCUUUAACUGAGAUUACAGAUUUGUUGGAUAUGAUCAAUUGUAUUUUUUCUGAGUCGGUUUUACCAAAUACUAGUACCGAUACUCUCGCGGGGGGCUACUACAAGAUUAUGGAUGUCGAUGACGAUGAUAAUGAUGAUGAUGAUAUUCUAAGCGAUGGUGAUAUUGAACUUUUGAAUCUUCUUGUAUAA
Molecule: messenger RNA, 903 nt
Organism: Belonocnema kinseyi
Lineage: Eukaryota; Metazoa; Arthropoda; Insecta; Hymenoptera; Cynipidae
Exons: 5
Coding region: 184-903 (239 amino acids)
Source: RefSeq, a predicted model, not a curated record